Suillus clintonianus is the source of this 3384-nucleotide messenger RNA. RefSeq lists its product as uncharacterized. The coding region runs from base 1 to 3384 and encodes 1127 amino acids. Gene Ontology annotation, biological process: proteolysis. The record is from RefSeq and is a predicted model, not a curated record. Gene Ontology annotation, molecular function: cysteine-type peptidase activity. NCBI's taxonomy places the organism in Eukaryota, Fungi, Basidiomycota, Agaricomycetes, Boletales, Suillaceae. The transcript is spliced from 11 exons.
AUGUUGGAGGAAUCCUCUUCUGAUAGGCCUGUAAACUUGGAGAGCAGUCCACACAAACGGCGCAUUCUCCCUGAUAAGUCCACAGAUACAUUAUACACCAACUGGCACAGGCUCAUCCCCACCCUCGUCGACCCGCAAUUGCAGUAUUACGCCCGUACUCUCGGCCAAGCCUUGGAAAGAACUCAAGAUGUGAUCUCAGCAUGUGGAACUCUCUCAUGCGCACAGAAAAGAACAAAUCUGUUGUGCCUAUUCUUCGACAGUAACCUUCCGCAGGUCCUUCUUCAUCAUGGGCUGUUCCCCACGGCACCUUCCCAACCUCGCAUGGCGGUAUCUGUUGAUCUACUCUCGUUUUAUCGCGCUCUUUUUGAGCGCUCUUGUGACGCCAUCAAUGCUCUUGCAUCCGCUCUCAAAACUCACUAUUCACGCAGGGGUUUUCAAGUGACCGACUCGCGGGGUGACCUCGUGCAAGAACCGUUUCGUCGUGGUCUAGGCCACGCCGUACAAUGGUACGAUGUCCUCCAGGUCGAAAUUGAACGGCAAGUCGAUGCAGUCCUGCAACAGACUCGAGACCGCGUUGCCAGUCUCCAGCCACCCCAACUCCCUCCUCUCACAAAUGCUGAAAGUUCGGCUUUGACUGCCUUGCACCAUGGCCGAUGCGCGUCACUCCUCGUACAACGUUGUCCAGCAUGUUUUGGUGGGACACUGUUUGGCAGACCCAUUGAUCAAGGCGGGGACAUACAUGUUGCUACAGACGGCAAUUUUCAUCACCGCCACCGACGUUCCGCGGGUGAUUGUCCUCGCUUCUACGAGCCCACUUACUUCCUUCCUAAACAGUUUGUUGAUGCAGUUGGGUGCCGAAUUGAUGCACAACGUAAGCGACCUCCAAAAGCACACACCCCCAUUGUCCCUGAUGUGGCUAUUGACCUAUGUGAGAAUGCAUAUGAAGCUGCCGACGGGAAGAAACAAAAGGCCGCAAUGGACAGCUUCGACAACACGGGAUUGAUGGCCCUUAUUUGCCGUCAUGAUAUCCCACUAUUUUUUGCUAACAUCGAUUCCCCCGGCGAGCAACAGAAAUACUCAGUUGCGCUUAUAGAACACUUGUUCACAUUGCUCCCUCCUCAAGCCACAGUCGCGACCCUCUAUGACGUAGGCUGUGUUCUGGCACGUUCCCUUUCAAAGUUUGAGAUUCUCCCUCGGGAUGUUCUAUCACGCCUGCGCUUUGCAACUACAGCCAUGCACGCCUAUGGCCACGAAUGGGCCUGCCAGCUGGUGCACAAUCCACGGAUGUGCAUUGGCCUUGGAUUAUCUGAUGGCGAGGGGACUGAGCGGUUAUGGUCGCGGUUCGUUCGCUUGAUAGGUGUCGAAAGGUCAUCAUCACGCCAGCGCCGUAUCUGGUUAAUUGACCGUCAAGCGACUGCCAUAGGAUCGGAAAUGAAGGCAGACCUUGGGGAUUGGAUCAAGCGCCGUCUGAAGCGAGGCAUCAAGGACCAGGGCUCAGCUGCGCUCAACGUGCUCAAUCGCUGCGAAACAUCUGUGGAGGACCUACGAACUCAAUGGGCUGACCAGCGACAAUCACAGCUGUCGAUUCGAGCUCAUGCCCCUGCUCGCCUCAAGAAGGAGCUCGACACAGUUCUCGCUCUACAAGCUGAUUUGGAUGUCUCGGAUCGAGCCUUGCAGGCUACGAGGACUAUGCUGGAGAAGGAGGCAGCAUCCGGUGACACUCUAGAUGUCCUCGCGAGCCUACAGAGGGGUCACGAGCGUCUCAUGACCAAAGUCGAAGCGUUGUACUCUUCUCUUAACGUUCAUGAUAGAUUUCCGGAGCUCGACGGAGUCAAUCUUGACUUCGUCCGUGUCCUUCUUAUGGCUCGAGACCUUAAAAUGAAUAUUCGGAAGCGUGCCAUCGCCAGUUUUUUCGAAUGGGAUAAGCUAGAUCGGGCUGUAGGCGGGUCCCAGCAAACAUUAGGGACGAAGCUUCAUCAACACACUCGAAAAGCCAUAGCGAAGCGCCAACCUGCUCUUAUGACGGCAAUCCGACAAUUUAAUUCUUACUGUGAGCGGUUAGAAUCACUGUAUGAUCCUGCUUGGAACAUCCCACUUCCUACCCCCCUUCCAACAAAGUUAGCUGAACUACGUGGCGACCAGACCUUGAUGCAGGAUAUCUGGGUUGUGCCCUCCGUAGGAGAGGUGCCUCGAUGGCUAGAAGACUCGGACGUCAGGGACGGAAUUCGUGCCCUUCUCAAACGUGACCGGUGCCAGGAGGAGCAAAAACGCUUAGGCAUGGAGGCUGACAAUUUGUGCCGCUUCUUCGGAGAAGAGCUAACUGCACUGGAGCUCUCACUCCGAUUGCCCGAAAAUAAGCGCUUUCGUGUUCCAUUGCAACAACGGCACUCACAUUUUAUCCGACUUCAGACGCGUUGGUCAAAUUCGCUUGCAUCAUCGGUUCGGUUCACAAGCCGUGCAAAAGAGGCGCUAGACCGCGCUAUAGCCUACUCUGGAGAUCCUCAAGAUACUGUUCUUAAUCUGGCUAGCGUAACAGUGCAGGACCCUGCUCCAGAGGAUGAACCAGUCGUCCCUGAGGUGGAUGACUUGGACUCGCAGGAGCUUGAGCCUGAGCAAGCUGCGCUUGCAGACAUCCUGGAGGGUGAUAUUGCCGGAGCGGAGCUUGAUGAAGAUCAAGACUUAGUGUCUAAUAUGUGCGCUGACAUUGUGUGGGAUUCCCCAGAGGUACGUCAAUGUCCAACACGAGUACGACCAUCAAUGGGUGGAUUCCCCCAACAAGUUUUUGAGCCGAGAGACAUCUCAUUUCUUGCUUCUCCGACAGCGUACCUGAACGAUGUUUGUAUCAAUGGCUGUGCCGUGCUUCUGCAGAUAGAUAUCCCUAACCCCACUGUAGCUAUCUUCUCCACCCACGAUCUUCCUCGCAUCCGCUACAACGCAGCCGAUGAUAUCCUUUGGCGCAAUACAUCCUGGACACGUUAUUGGGAGAAAGAUGUCUGGGUUAUCCCGAUUCAUAGGCCAACUAGUGUUGGCCAUUGGGUGGUUUGCAUUAUUUACUUGUCAAGAAAAGAAAUCCAUCUCUUUGAUAGUCUCGCUGAACGAAAACCGUGGAAACACGACUUGAAAGACAUCAUGAAACUUGUUUGUCGGCUUCUGGCAAUCGCACAUCAACGAAACAAGCAGGUACAUAUUGAUCUGGAUGGAUGGGUGGCUCGCCCAUUGACCAUCAAACCUCUCCAGACUAACGGAUAUGAUUGCGGGGUAUGGAUAUUAGCAGCCAUGAUUGCUGUCCUACAUGGACGACACAUUACGCGACUACAAGAGGAGGAAAUGAGCGACCUGCGAUAUUACCUACGUGCUCGUGUACUUUCUAUACCUGCAUUCUAG